AUGCCUCUGGACAAGUCUCGCGUAGAAAGGCCGCCCGGCCGCCCGCCUCGCAGAACCAUCCAAUGCAUGUCGGCUAGUAAACGCAGGUCAUCUGCCUCCGGUGUGGACGACAGCGACGACGACGAAUCGGAUCACGACGACGACGACACGACGACCAAUGGAAGAUCUCUGUCGCAUGGCCCGAAUGCGUUAUCCCACCUUCCUGCAGCAAGCCGAUGGAUCAAUCGAGGGCAAAUAUUCCCAGAUACGCUGCCUCUCCCAGAUGACCUUCGGCAGCUCUGCGCUGCAAUUUUGACAAUCCCAGACGGCAUGCUCACGUCGUUACUGCCUCGCGACGAUAUUUCGGUCGCAUCACUAAUCAAUCAUCGUCUCCCACAAAUUGCAAUGUGGCCAUUCGACCAAAGUAUACAGUUCGAUGAAGACCUCCCUACUGCAACGGUCGACCCUCAGGGACAAAUACCUCCUGUGCCAUACAUCGAACGCCUUGGUAAUGAGUUUGGGCAAGCGCUCCUUGACGGGAAGCGCUCGAUACGUGAUCCGCGCAACCUAAAUACUCUGCUCCCUCUGUGGGUUAUCGAAUUUUGGUGGGCGCUGCACUCCGCGCACGAACACAAGACGCAUUGGGUGAAGGCAGCGCGUUGGAUACGGGAGAAGCAGAAGACGGGAAGAGACUUAGAGCUGUUCAGAGAGGCAGAGACGCUGCUCCGCCUUCUUCCCUGGAACAGGUCGCUUCGUGGGCCAGCUGCGACCAGUCGCAGAACCACAAACCACCUACGUUUAUUUUUGUCAGAUCACCGCUGUUUGUCCGAGACUCUUGUCGAUCUGAUGACAGCCUCUCUUGUCUCUUUCCUGCCUGUGCAACGCCAUGACGUUAUCAUCGCAAACACCAGCUUCGGCGAUGCGAUCUGCAGGGCAAAGCAUAUCUCCUAUCACAAUCGGCCGCACCGCCAUCUCCAGGAAAUUGAAGAUGAUGCAAAGAAACACAGAUAUCUUUAUGCUACAGUGCACGUACCCACGCUGGAUCAUUUUAUUGCCUUUGCGAUUGAUUUUGAAACAAAGUCCUUUAAAUACGGCGACUCUCUUUAUUCAAAAAAUGCCCCGUCUGAUAUCAUCCAGAAGCUCCAAUGGUGGUUCUGCAAACGCUUCGGUGGAGAAUUUCGCAACGACGGAGGUGUCUUACCGCACGGUGUCCAGAAGGACACAUGCUGUUGUGCGCUGUUCGCGAUCAACACUGUCGCGCAUAACGUCCUUGGACACACGCUCGGCGUCCCCCAUCCUGCCUCUGAUCGAGCGAGAUGGUUUUCAGUAAUUGCGAGAAGCCAGAUCGAAGACCCACAAGUCGUACAGCGGGAGAUGGAGCAGCGACUCGAGGAAGAGAGGCAGGAGGAAGAACGUCAGGAGAAGGAGAGGAUGGAGCAAGUUAGGCUGGAGCAAGAGCGUCAAGAGAAAGAGACGACGGAGAAAGAACGCCAAGAGAAGGAGAGGCUCGAGCAAGAGCAGCGCCAAGAGAAAGAGAGGCUGGAGCAAGAACGCCAGGAGAAGGAGAGGAUGGAGCAAGUUAGGCUGGAGCAAGAGCGCCAGGAGAAGGCGAGGCUGGAGCAAGAACGCCAGGAGAAGGAUAGGCUGGAGCAAGAGCGCCAGGAGAAGGCGAGGCUGGAGCAAGAACGCCAGGAGAAGGAGAGGAUGGAGCAAGUUAGGCUGGAGCAAGAGCGCCAGGAGAAGGUGAGGCUGGAGCAAGAACGCCAGGAGAAUGAGAGGCUGGAGCAAGAGCGCUGGGAGCAAGAGAGGAUGGAGCAAGACGUUAUCAUGGCUGACGAUGCACAUGAAAACGACCAGCACAUGCAUGUCGAUGAGUACCGUCCACCUGCCAUGGCACAUUCCUCGCCACCUGAGCACGAGCUUGAGCCUGGCGAACUUGAGUCGUCUAUCCACAACCGCCCUCUUCUAUCGCAACACAAUGGCGCGACUGGCGAUCGUGGCAGACGACGCUCUCAUGACCGCCCUCAUCCUAUAGGGACUAUCCGCAUCGUCGACCCGUAUCUCCCCCUCGUAAUCGCAGCACACGGUCAUCCUACAGAGACUAUCCUUCCUCUCAACAGGACCGCAUUAUUCCUCCUCGUUACAGCCGAUCACGCUCUCCGGUUGGAUACCAACCGUCUGCGCGCUACCAGAGUCCUAGAAGGCGUCGCUCACCCUCCCCCUCUUAUCCGUCCUCAUCACGCCAUAACCUUCAAAGAACGGGUCCUCCAGCUCGCACAUCGUGCUAUCCUACUCCGCCUUCCCAACUCUCGGCUCCUGCUGAUGAAUCACCCCGUCGCUCAGACUGACAAGACUCGCUGGAUCAUCGCACGUACAAGCCAUCUUGUUCAGUUUGACAAACCGACUGCCGUGAACCUGUCGAUGAUCAACCACCCCUCCUACCGCUCCCUGCACGUCAUUUCUCGCGGCCGUUUAGUAGUCUCCAAGAGAACUGAAUUACGACUCCGUCUUUGGCGAGAUCAGUAUCCAGACGUACCCCUGUGGUUUUUCGCAGUUCGCUGUAUCUCAAGAGGACUCGAUUGGAGAGUCUUCGUCAGUUCAUACAAUCUCAUCGGUCCAAACCCCGCAUAUCAAAUCACUCCGCCUCCCUACAUUAGUGCCACGCAUCCGCCACUCGCCAACGACACCUUGCAGGAGUACGAAUAUCGCGUCCGAGCCCUCCUGCAACUUCCAUACGCCAGGCGCUUUCUCACAAUGGGCGGUAUAGUGUGGCGCGUCGCAUUGCACUACGGCCCCCCCAGCCUUUUUUCCGCUGCCCUGUCCGGUCCAUCCAUAGAUGCUUACAUGCAUCACCGUGUGGAUCGCGUUGGCUCAGAUAUCGAUGACACAGUGACCCCCGAUGCCGUCGCACUGCUGCUAGGCACCUCCCUCACGGGUCGCAGCGUAUGGCCUCCUCACGAUACUUUUGAAAGGUUCCAGAAGUGGCACGGAGAAUGGUCCGAGGGUUGGGAGGACUGGUUCAACAAGCGCAUCACCGCCCUAUAUAGGCCGUCGAUGCAGACACCGGCGCAGGCUUCAUUCCUCACCCGUAAAGCGUGGGUUGACAUGCACCGUAAACACACGAUAAUUGCAUUUCAAAGCUCUGGCACAGACGGAACAGACGCUCAGGCAGCACGGCUAUGCGAAGAGCUUUGCCAAGCGUAUCCAUCGAUGGAAUCAUAUAAUGCUUUACCUUAG
Suillus paluster is the source of this 3216-nucleotide messenger RNA. RefSeq lists its product as uncharacterized. The transcript is spliced from 8 exons. Lineage: Eukaryota; Fungi; Basidiomycota; Agaricomycetes; Boletales; Suillaceae. Gene Ontology annotation, biological process: poly(A)+ mRNA export from nucleus. The coding region runs from base 1 to 3216 and encodes 1071 amino acids. Gene Ontology annotation, cellular component: nucleus. The record is from RefSeq and is a predicted model, not a curated record.